This is a messenger RNA of Aspergillus niger, 633 nucleotides long. RefSeq lists its product as uncharacterized. The record is from RefSeq and is a predicted model, not a curated record. The transcript is spliced from 6 exons. The coding region runs from base 1 to 633 and encodes 210 amino acids. NCBI's taxonomy places the organism in Eukaryota, Fungi, Ascomycota, Eurotiomycetes, Eurotiales, Aspergillaceae.
AUGAGAGAACAAGAUCUUGAUCCUGAUAUUGAUGAGAACACAGGCGAGUUUGAAGGUAUCACCCUCCAUUGUCUGGCCGGGGUGGUGAUUGGAGCUCAUCGUUGGGCCUGCCCGGUGUUGGCGCUCUCUCGCCCCUGGAACGGGCGUGAGCUAUCACCAAGUACGGCAUGCAAUACCGACCAAGCGAUCGAGUACAUCACAGGGCCUCGCUGCUGCAGCCCAAGCAAGAAGUACCGUGAAGAACAGUCUUGUAGCUCUACAGAUCAGUCUAUACCAAAUUCACUUGCCGGUUUCAUGAGAGCCGUUGAGUACCAUGAACAGAGUCAGGCCGUAAGUUUGACCAUGCCAUGGCAGCAAUGCUUGCAUCUGGCCUACGGUAGGAUGUACAAAGCGCACGACGAUCACUUUGAAUGGGACCAUUCAUGCAAGGAUGGGAAUCGGAUUCCCGUGUGUAAUUUAUGCUGUCAUUUGGCUGUAUGUUACUUAGCAAACGGCUCUCAGCUAGAAUUACCUCCUCGGAUUCAUCAGAAAGGAAGUAAGCGGCUGGAAUUCACUCCCACAAAAAAGGCUUAUCCAUGUGGCGGCAUUUCUAAGCGCCGCAAAAUGUUGAGGAGACUUGGACCUACGAAUUAA